Molecule: messenger RNA, 870 nt
Organism: Rodentolepis nana
Lineage: Eukaryota; Metazoa; Platyhelminthes; Cestoda; Cyclophyllidea; Hymenolepididae
Source: the annotation of a GenBank genome assembly
UACAUAUCCAAAGCUUGUACAGCCUCACCAGCCAAAUCCGAGAGUGAGCUAGCUCCACGCCUCCAUAAGCGGGUUCAACGACUUCAAGAUGAUCUCGUCAGUCGUGAACUUCAGAUAAAGAAUUGGCAGAAUAAAGUAGCCAAGUUGGAAGAACAACUGGUGCUAGCCCGUAAAGGCGAGGCUGAGGCCAUCGAGAAACAGGCACUGGCUGAACAGCGUGCUAAUCGACUAAGAAAGGUCGAUAUGGAGACAAGCAAGUUGAAGGAUGAAACUUUACAGCUGAAGCUUCAACUGAAGGAUAACAAAGAUGUCAAGGAACGCUUACAAGAAAGAACCCAACGGGCAUUACAGCUUGAAGAAUCUGUGAGAAACCUUGAGGAAUUAAGGCUCAGACAAGCGAAUCGAAUUGGCGAAUUGAUCACAAGCCUGGAGUCGGAGAAGGCAGUAACGACGAGAAAGCUUGCGCAACAUGAAGAGGAACGCACAAGAUUCAACACGGAAUUGCAAGAGAUCAACCAAAUGUUGGGUGAAUUAAGAAUGGAAUCUGAAGAACUUCGCAAUUUCCGGGAUAUUGUUGGUCGGCUUCUAGGAAUGCGUGUUGAGGAUUUGGACGAACCCAGCAAGGAAAUACUUCAUUGUGUUGAGCGGUUGUUGAAGGAAUCUGGACGCAGGUCUUUCCAUCGUAGUAUCACCAUCGUUCCUCGAUGCAUACCAUCAUCACGUCGUGUUACCAGAGGAUCCAGCGCUCGUAUGGGAUCAACUCAUGGUGAGUUCGCCCACCAAAAGUGUGAAACUAUUUAUGUUUCUUCCACAAAUUCAAUUUACGCCUCUGUGUUUCCCAAUUCUGUCUUGCCUUCCAGUUCUAAGUAA